AUGUUACCAAAUAUUUCAACUCAUCAAUUAAUAAAUCAAAAUGAUAAUGAGUGGUUUACGUGUGCUGAUAUUAAUAGUAAACAGGAAAUUGUCUGUGGAACAGAUCAAGGCAUUAUUUAUCAAACACAAUUACCAUCAAACGGAAAAAAUUCAACGUAUAAACAACUGAUAGGUCAUACAAAACUCAUUUCAGACAUAUGUUAUUAUGAUCCUAAUGGAUGUUAUAUUCUUUCAUGUUCAGCUGAUAAAGAUAUUCGUUUGUGGCGUUCAUUCUCUUCGAAUUCUAUAACAAUUUAUCGUUCUCAUCUUUCACCUGUAUGGUGUUUAUCUGUACAUUACAAAUCUGAUCGUUUUGCAUCCGGUUCAAUGGAUCAAACUGUUCGUCUUUGGACACCAGAUCGAUUAAAUAUUCUUCGAACAUUUAUCUAUCAUUCAGAUGAUAUAAAUACCAUAACAUUUCAUCCCAAUGGAAAAUAUUUAGCAUCUGGUUCUAAUGAUGGUUCAAUUAUUCUAUGGGCUAUUGAACAAGCUCAACCAGCACGUAUUCUUAAAUCUUUAUCAAAUAUUGAACAAUUAACAUUUACAUCUGAUGGUAAUCAUCUUAUUUCAAUAAGUCAUAAUAAUAAUGAACAAAAGUCAGAUAGAAUUAGUAUUUGGGAUAUACGUUCAGCUAAUGAAACAAAUCUCAUUGAAAAUAUUCCUAGCCAUCGUCGUCUACUUAAAUCAUGUCAAAUACAAAAUACAAAUAAAUUUGUAACCGGUUUUAAUAAAUCAUUUUUAUUUUUUGAUAUAAAUAAUCAACAAGAAAAAAAUGAUUUUUUUCGUUCGGAAUUUUCAAAUGAAUAUAUUCAACGUUUAAUACAUUUGUCAUCCAAUGAAUCAAAUAAAUUAAUAGCAAUAGUUGAAUAA
Messenger RNA from Rotaria sordida, 909 nucleotides. NCBI's taxonomy places the organism in Eukaryota, Metazoa, Rotifera, Eurotatoria, Philodinida, Philodinidae. The record is from the annotation of a GenBank genome assembly.